Messenger RNA from Blepharisma stoltei, 1568 nucleotides. The record is from the annotation of a GenBank genome assembly. Lineage: Eukaryota; Ciliophora; Heterotrichea; Heterotrichida; Blepharismidae.
AUGCAGAAUUUCUAUAGUAAUAUAGAAUGCUUAAUGAUUUUAUUUAAAAAUAAUAUCUUAAUACUCCUUUCCAUAAUGGAUAACAAAUACAGAGAAAUCGCUAGGAAAACACAGCGAGAAAAAAGCUCCUCAGUACUGCUGUCUCAAGGCCUAGCAUUUUUCGUAGCAAACACAAUUUCAGCCCCUUUUACUGUCCUAGGAACCUCACUUCAGCUUUCAGUGAUGGCUAAUAAAAAGUUUUAUGGAGAGGAAUCCAAAGAAAUUUCCAAACUUUUGCUUGCCAAAAGUCACGAUUUAUGCGUUAAAGAGCGCCAAUUCAACAUGCUGCAGCUUGCCGCAGGAGUAACUGGAGAAAAUCGACCUUUUAGAGCGCCAAUCUAUAAGAAUUAUAGAGAAGCAUUUUUAGCACUUGCUGGACAAGGCUACCAAGGAUUUUUCAAAGGCAAUUUUAUAGAAACCCUUUUCAAUGUAGCGUCAGUCAUAGUAAAGUCGCAAUUAUUGUGAAUUAUAGGGCUAGAUAAAUAUGAAGACGGAGGAUGAAAAAUUUUUCUUGGACUUACAGUAGCAGGUUUAGGAGACUUGGUGGCUCAGCCUUUGCAUAUGGCUCAAACACGAUUUAUUUUGCAAAACAGGCUGCCUGUAUUUGCAACAUAUAUAGUACAUUGCACUAUUUUCUGAUCGGCACUCCACAUGGAGAAUGUUUUUGGCACGUAAAAACCUUACUCCCCCCUCCGUGAGUGAGCAAAACCAUUAGAAAAAUCCCUAUUUUUUGCCCAAAAACCCACCCUCCGUGAGUGAACAAAAUUUUUUUAUGGAAAAAAAUUUUGAUAUAUAAAUGAUAAUUAUUAUAAUGAAAUCUAGAGCUAAUUCUAUUUAAUUUUGAACAAAUUGCUUUUUAAAACAUAAAUUUUAUAAAUUAAAUUAAUAUUUGCUUUCCAAUUUUUGCGAAUUAGGAUUUUUUUAAAUUCCGAAAAAAAAUAAUUUUUAUAAAAUUUAUAUAUAAUUUUUUUUUUAGAAAAAAAAAUUAACCCCUCUCCGUGAGUGAACAAAAUUUUUUUUUUGUUCACUCACGGAGGGGGGGAGUUAGCAACACAUAGCUUUCAUGUGUCCAAAACUUUUGGCAUAAAAAAAAAAAUACAAUGCUCUAUAGAAGCCUGCCUUUUUUAUAUGGAAAAAUCGAGACAUACGAAGUUUAUCAAGGGUGGGCUGGGGCUUUCCCUCGCUCUUUUGGCACAAAUGUGGCUUCAAUGUCAAUUUCUAAUAUUGGUGGACUUGAAGCUAUAAUCCUUGGAAAUAUAUUUGCCUUUACAGCACUUUAUCCUCUUCUUACUGUGCAGAGAAGACUUGAAGCUCAAACUGAUGAUCAUACUAUGCUGCCUAGAAGAUAUUUAGGAUACAGAUUUGCGUUUUCUAGGAUGUACCAUGAAGAGGGGUUCAAAUCGUUCUACCGAGGCUACUUUUGUAACUUGAUAUCUUGUGGGAUCAAAAAUUCUCUGAUUUUCUUGCUGACUGCAACUUUCCUCAACUUAGACAGGUUUUCAACAUUUAAAAGAGAUAAUUGGAAUUAA